Molecule: messenger RNA, 1950 nt
Organism: Amaranthus tricolor (Joseph's coat)
Lineage: Eukaryota; Viridiplantae; Streptophyta; Magnoliopsida; Caryophyllales; Amaranthaceae
Product: ruvB-like protein 1
Exons: 12
Coding region: 338-1705 (455 amino acids)
Biological process (GO): chromatin remodeling; regulation of transcription by RNA polymerase II; box C/D snoRNP assembly
Cellular component (GO): NuA4 histone acetyltransferase complex; Ino80 complex; Swr1 complex
Molecular function (GO): ATP hydrolysis activity; DNA helicase activity; ATP binding
Source: RefSeq, a predicted model, not a curated record
ACACAAGAGUGUGAGUUACCGAAGAGAAGAGCGGAAAAUGUGUAAGCUAUGGAAAGACGAGUGACACUGUCAAGACUAGUCAAGCCCUAAUUUUAGGGUGAAUUCAAAUUUCCGGCUUAUUUUAAGCUAAACCCGAUCACUUUAUAAACAAAACCAUAUUUUCUAGAAAACCCGUCCACAUCUUUCUACCUCUCUCUGCUCCAACGAAUUCAAUCCAGAUUUCCGCCUGACGGAAACGACAGUGGUCUAUACUGUCAGCCGUAUCACCGUCUUGCUUCUACUAACCGAAAUAUCUUUCGAACGAGUAUUCUCCGGAAAGCUUCAGAAAAAGUAGGGGAUGAAGAUUGAAGAAGUGCAGUCCACUACUAAGAAACAACGAAUUGCUACUCAUACUCACAUUAAAGGCCUUGGUCUUGAUGUAAAUGGCAAUGCGGUACCACUGGCUGCGGGUUUUGUGGGUCAAGCAAUGGCAAGAGAAGCAGCUGGGCUUGUUGUUGAUAUGAUACGCCAAAAGAAAAUGGCUGGCAAGGCUUUGCUUCUCGCUGGACCUCCUGGUACAGGGAAGACGGCAUUGGCUCUAGGUAUAUCACAGGAGCUCGGCAGUAAGGUCCCAUUCUGCCCUAUGGUUGGGUCAGAAGUAUACUCAUCAGAAGUGAAGAAAACUGAGGUUCUUAUGGAAAACUUUAGGCGAGCAAUUGGCUUACGUAUCAAAGAAAACAAGGAGGUUUAUGAAGGAGAGGUUACUGAGCUCUCCCCAGAAGAAACUGAGAGUGUGACUGGCGGCUAUGGUAAGACCAUUAGUCAUGUAAUCAUUGGAUUGAAAACUGUAAAAGGCACCAAGCAAUUGAAGCUAGAUCCAACCAUUUAUGAUGCUUUGAUAAAGGAGAAGGUGGUUGUUGGAGAUGUCAUUUAUAUUGAAGCAAACAGUGGGGCAGUGAAGAGAGUGGGGAGAAGUGAUGCCUUUGCCACAGAAUUUGACCUUGAGGCAGAGGAGUAUGUUCCACUUCCCAAAGGAGAAGUUCACAAAAAGAAGGAGAUUGUUCAGGAUGUUACCCUACAUGAUCUAGAUGCUGCAAAUGCUAGGCCGCAAGGUGGACAAGACAUCUUAUCUCUAAUGGGUCAAAUGAUGAAGCCUAGGAAAACAGAAAUCACGGAUAAGUUGCGACAAGAAAUAAAUAAGGUAGUUAAUCGAUAUAUUGAUGAAGGCAUUGCAGAGCUUGUUCCUGGGGUAUUAUUUGUUGAUGAGGUGCACAUGCUGGAUAUAGAGUGCUUUUCGUAUUUGAAUCGUGCACUGGAAAGUUCUCUAUCCCCAAUAGUGAUCUUUGCAACAAAUAGAGGAGUAUGUGAUGUGAGAGGAACAACGAUGAGGAGUCCUCAUGGAAUACCUGUAGAUCUGUUGGACCGAUUAUUGAUUAUAAGAUUAGAGAUUUAUGGCCCUGCUGAGAUGAUACAGAUUUUAGCAAUUCGUGCUCAAGUGGAGGAAUUGGUUAUAGAAGAAGAAGGUCUUGCUUACUUGGGUGAGAUUGGCCAGCAAGCAUCUUUAAGACAUGCAGUUCAGCUGUUAACACCUGCGAGUGUCCUUGCCCGAAUGCAUGGUCGAGAUAACAUCUGCAAGGCGGAUGUUGAGGAAGCCAAUUCGUUGUAUCUUGAUGCCAAGUCUUCAGCUAGGCUUCUGCAGGAGCAGCAAGACAGAUACAUUUCAUGAAGUUGGUCACAAUGCAUCAAAGCCAAGCUCAGCAAGUGUUUUAGUGUAGUUCUGCCUCAUAGAAGCCUUAGACAUUAUGCUUGUCGCCUAAAUGUCAUAUCAACGAUCUCAUGCAGUGGUGAUUAUUUACAUAGCUGUGUAUUCUAAGGUUUUGAUCAGUUGUAAGUGAAAAAUCCCAGACAUUCUUCUUUGUUAGUGUUAACAGAUCGAUUGUUUGGCAACUUGUGAAACAUGUUGCAGAAGAA